CUCGCGGCGGGGCUGAGCGUCCGGACCCGCGGUCGGAGCCGCCCAGGAGCCGGUGAAUCGAGUGGUCUCGUCAGAAGGGCACGGGAGGGCAGGCGCACGAAGAAGGAGCGCCGCGUUCACCGCGGCUGAGAAAAAUGGUGUUCGAGUCGGUGGUCGUGGACGUGUUGAACCGGUUCUUGGGGGACUAUGUGGUGAACCUGGACAAGUCCCAGCUCAAUCUGGGCAUCUGGGCAGGAGCUGUAGCCCUGAAGAAUCUUGAAAUUAAAGAAAAUGCCCUGAGUCAACUGGAUGUACCGUUUAAAAUUAAAGUUGGCCAUAUAGGUAAUCUUAAUCUUCUAAUUCCAUGGAAAAACCUUUAUACCCAACCAGUUGAAGCUCUAUUGGAAGACAUUUAUUUACUCAUAGUGCCUUCUUCUAGAAUAAAAUAUGAUCCUUUAAAAGAAGAAAAACAACUCUUUGAAGCAAAGCAACAGGAACUGAAAAGGAUAGAAGAAGCAAAACGAAAAGUAGCUGAUCAAGAAAAACAUCGGGUGGAGAAACAGGACACUUUUACAGAAAAAUUAAUUACUCAGAUCAUAAAAAAUCUUCAAGUGAAAAUUUCCAACAUCCAUAUUCGCUAUGAAGAUGAUGUCACAAACCGAGACAACCCACUGUCAUUUGGUAUUUCCCUUCAAAAUCUCAGCAUGCAGACAACUGACCAAUACUGGAUUCCAUGUUUACAUGAUGAAACUGAGAAACUAUUUCGUAAGUUAAUCCUAUUGGAUAACCUUUUUGCCUAUUGGAAUGUGAAGUCUCAGAUGUUUUAUCUUAGUAAUUAUGAUGAAUCAUUGGACAGCCUGAGGAAUGGUAUUGUUGAUGAAAGUAUUGUUCCAGAAGGUUAUGAUUUUGUAUUUCGCCCCAUAUCUGCUAAUGCCAAACUUCAGAUGAAUCGCGGAUUGGAUUUUGACUUUUCUGUCCCCAAAAUAAGCCUGGAUAUUGAGUUACAUGACAUAACAAUUGAACUUAAUAAACCACAGUAUUUCAGUCUUAUGGAACUUCUUGAAUCGGUUGAUAUGAUGACGCAAAAUCUACCAUACAGGAAAUUCAAACCUGAUGUACCUCUCCACUACCAUGCCAAAGAAUGGUGGGUUUAUGCUAUACGUGGUAUUCUUGAAGUAAAUGUUCGGCCCCACUUACGGAUGUGGUCAUGGAAGCAUAUAAGAGAACAUAGGCAAAAAAUGAAGCAAUAUAAAGAACUGUAUAAAAAAAAACUAACAAGUAAGAAGCCGUCUGGUGAACUUCUCAACUCUUUGGAGGAGUUGGAAAAGACUUUGGAUGUAUUUAAUAUAACUAUAGCAAGACAACAGGCAGAAGUUGAGGUAAAGAAAGCUGGAUACAGGAUUUUCAGAGAAGGAGCACAAGAGUCAGAGGAUAAUAAAGGAUGGUUUAGCUGGCUGUGGACUUGGUCAGAAUCAUAUACUAAACAACAACCAGAUCUUAAACCUGGAAGUCUUGAAGAAAUGUUGACACCUGAAGAAAAAACUUUACUAUAUGAAGCAAUUGGCUAUAGUGAAACAGCAGUUGAUCCAACCUUGCCAAAAACAUUUGAAGCCAUGAAGUUUUUUGUUCACUUGAAAAGUAUGUCUAUUAUUCUAAGAGAACAACAACAAAAAUCUGAACUGUUAGAUAUUGUAGUGGAAGAAUUUAGCACUUUGAUUGUGCAAAGACCAGGAGCACAAGCAGUUAAAUUCGAAACCAAAAUAGGUUCAUUUCAUAUUACUGGCUUACCAGAUAAUUCAACAAAACCCCGCCUCCUGUCUUCAUUGGAUGAUGCUGCAUCACUCUUGCGAAUUAUAUUUGAGAUAAAUCCAUUAGAUGAAACUGUUGCUCAAAGGUGUAUCAUAGAAGCUGAACCUUUAGAAAUGCUAUAUGAUGCAAGAACAGUAAAUAGUAUAGUGGAAUUCUUCAGACCUCCAAAAGAUGUAAAUCUAGCACAGCUGACUUCAGUGACUUUGACAAAACUUGAAGAAUUUCGUGAUAAGACAGCAGCAGGUCUGCUGUAUAUUAUUGAAACACAGAAAGUUCUUGAUCUCAAAAUUAAUUUGAAGGCUUCAUAUAUUAUUAUCCCACAAGAUGGAAUUUUUAACCCUACAUCAAAUCUGCUUCUUUUGGAUCUUGGUCAUCUAAAGGUGACAAGUAAAAUUCGUUCAGAAUUACCAGAUUUAAAACAAGGUGGGGCGAAACUUGAAGAGAUAAUGCAUAGAGCUUAUGACUCCUUUGAUAUUCAGCUUACAAGCAUACAGCUGCUUUAUAGCAGAGUUGGUGAUAAUUGGAAAGAAGCACGAAAACUCAGUGUAUCCACACAACAUAUCUUGGUACCUAUGCACUUCAAUGUGGAACUCUCUAAGGCCAUGGUUUUCAUGGAUAUAAGGAUGCCCAAAUUCAAGAUUUUUGGAAACUUACCACUGAUUUCUUUACGAAUCUCAGAUAAAAAACUGCAAGGGAUAUUGGAAUUGAUUGAAAGCAUCCCAAAACCCCCACCUGCAACUGAAGUAAAUGUCCCUGUCAAACCAUUUCAGAUUCAAAGAUCCACUUCUUUGGGAACAUCACAGAUUUCACAGAAAAAGUUUUCUUCUUUGGAAAUUCCAUGUGUUGAAGAUGAUUCAGAUGAGGAGUUUUUUGAUGCCCCAUGUAGUCCCUUGGAAGAGCCUCUUCAACCUCCAUCUAGAAUUAAAAGUCCUCAACAAGAAAAGCUUCAAAAGCCAGAUUGUUCAAAAAAUAUGACUGAAUAUAAAAUAAGAUUUGAAGUGCCAGAGGUUUUGAUUCAAUUCUGUCACCUUGUUGGAGAUUGUGAACUACCUGUGGUAGAAAUUAAUGUCUUGGGAUUGGGCACAGUCAUUGAGCUUCGAACAUUUGAUUUGAAAGCAAAUGCCUUUUUGAAAGAGGUCUGCUUAAAAUGCCCAGAAUAUUUUGAUGAAAACAAGAAACCAGUUUAUUUGAUUACAACACUGGAUAACACAAUGGAAGAUCUGUUAACACUGGAAUAUGUGAAGGCUGAAAAGAAUUUACCCAUAACAAUGUUGAAGGACACCUAUAACAAUGUUGAGCAACUGAUUAAGGUGAAUUUUUCCUCUUUGGAUAUUCAUUUACAUACUGAAGCACUUCUGAAUACAAUAAAUUAUUUUAAUAAUAUCCUUCCAUAUUCGGAGGAAAAACCAGCCCCAGUGCAUAUUGCAGAGACUGAAGACAAAGGAGAGUUUAUUAAAAAAAUACCUUUAAAACUAUCCAAGAAUGAAGAUAUUAUUACCUUACAGAUUUUAGCAGAAUUAUCAUGUUUACAGAUCUUUAUUCAAGAUCAGAAACAUAACAUUUCAGAAAUUAAGAUUGAAGGGCUUGAUUCUGAGAUGAUUAUGAGGCCAUCAGUGACUGAAAUAAAUGCAAAGCUAAGGAAUAUAAUUGUUCUGGAUUCUGAUAUAGCAGCUGUAUACAAAAAGGCUGUUUAUAUUACUGGAAAAGAAGUUUUCAGCUUCAGAGUCGUUUCUUAUAUGGGUGCAACUGCUGGUUCUGCGUACACAGACAUGAAUGUGUUUGACAGUCAAGUUAAUUUAACUGUUGGUUGCAUUGAAGUAGUUCUUGUCACAAAAUUUCUGUAUUCUGUAUUGGCUUUUAUAGAUAAUUUUCAAGCAGCUAAACAAGCCUUCGCAGAGGCAACUGUUCAGGCAGCAGAAAUGGCUGCUACUGGUGUAAAAGAACUGGCACAAAGGAGUUCUAGAAUGGCAUUGGAUGUUGACAUCAAAGCCCCAGUUGUGGUUAUCCCACAGUCUCCAGUUUCUGAAAAUGUUUUUGUUGCUGAUUUUGGACUAAUUACAAUGAAAAAUACAUUCCAUGUGAUAACAGAGAGUCAGAUCAACCCCCCACCCAUUAUUGAUUUGAUAACGAUAAAGCUGAGUGAAAUGCGACUAUACAGGUCUCAAUUUAUUAAUGAUGCAUACCAGGAAGUACUGGAUCUACUAUUGCCACUAAAUCUUGAGGUGAUUGUUGAGCGAAAUUUAUCCUGGGAGUGGUACCAGGAAGUUCCUUGUUUUAAUGUAAAUGCUCAACUAAAGCCCAUGGAGUUCAUUCUUAGUCAAGAAGAUAUAACAACUAUUUUUAAAACAUUAUAUGGCAACAUACGGUAUGAAGAAAGUGAUAGUGCCUCAUGUGGAGUAAUAAAAGAUCAGUCUAGUGUUACUAGUGGUGCUACUAAUGCUUCACACCAUUCAGGAGGAACAACUGUAGUGACAGCUGCUGUGGUAGAAGUACAUUCACAUGCUUCCCAAGUUAAGACAACACUAAAUAUGAGUUUCAGAACUGAUUAUCUCACCAUGGUACUGUAUAGUCCAGGUCCUAAACAGACUUCAUUUACAGAUAUUCGUGAUCCUUCUCUGAAACUUGCUGAAUUUAAGUUGGAGAAUAUUAUAAGUACUUUAAAAAUGUAUACAGAUGACUCAACAUUUUCUUCCUUCUCAUUAAAAAACUGUAUUUUAGAUGACAAAAGGCCUCAUGUCAAGAAAGCAACUCCUAGAAUGAUAGGGCUAACAGCUGGGUUUGACAAAAAGGACAUGAUGGAUAUAAGGUAUAGGAGAGUCAGAGACGGUUGGGUGGCUGAUUUAGUCCUUCAAGAAAUGUAUAUUUGUGCAAGUGUGGAAUUUCUGCUGACAGUUGCAAAUGUGUUUCUUGAGGCCUACACUACAGGCACUGCUGUAGAAACCAGUGUUCAAACAUGGCCUGCUAAAGAAGAAGCACUUGUACAGCAAUCAGAGAAGUGGGAAAUUAAUAUUAUUAUUAAAAAUCCUGAAAUUGUGUUUGUGGCUGAUAUGACAAGAAAUGAUGCCCCUGCCUUAGUCCUUACAACACAAUGUGAGAUUUGUUGGCAAGGUGACUUUGAAAAUAAUACAAUGACCGCUGCCAUUAAAGAUCUCCAAGUGAGAGCAUGCCCAUUUCUUCCAGUCAAGAGAAAAGGAAAAAUCACUACUGUUUUGCAGCCUUGUGACUUGUUCUAUCAAGCUACUCAGAUACGUACAGAUCCACAAGUGAUUGAAUUAUCAGUAAAAUCCCUGACACUGAAGGUUUCACCAGUUAUCAUAAACACUGUGAUUACCAUAACUUCAGCACUUUAUACAGCUAAGGAAACCAUCCCACAAGAAACUGCUUCUUCUACAGCACAUUUAGGGGAAAAGAAGGAUACAAAGAAUUUAAAAAUGUGGUUUCUUGAAGAACCAAAUGAAGUUGAAAAAAUAGCUUCCCCAACUGAAUUGGUACCCAAAGGAGAGAUAAUAAGAAUGAACAUUGAUUCUAUUUUUCUAGUUCUUGGGGCUGGAAUUGGUCAUCGAACAGUACCUAUGCUUUUGGCAAAGUCACGUUUCUCAGGGGAAGGCAAAAACUGGAGUUCCCUAAUAAAUCUCCACUGUCAGCUUGAGCUAGAAGUACAUUAUUACAAUGAAAUGUUUGGUGUGUGGGAACCUUUGCUUGAACCCUUAGAAAUUGAUCAGACUGAGGAUUUUAGACCAUGGAAUCUUGGAAUCAAGAUGAAAAAGAAAGCCAAAAAGGCCAUUGUUGAGUCAAGUACUGAAGAAGAAAAUUACAAGGUACCAGAAUAUAAAACUGUCAUCACUUUCCAUUCAAAAGACCAACUAAACAUUACAUUAUCCAAAUGUGGCCUUGUAAUGUUAAAUAAUUUAGUCAAGGCAUUUACAGAAGCUGCCACUGGAUCUUCAGCCGCCUUCAUAAGGGAUCUAGCACCAUUUAUGAUUUUAAAUUCUCUUGGACUUAGUAUCUCUGUUUCACCAAGUGACUCUUUUAGUGUGCUCAGCGUACCUAUGGCAAAAUCAUAUGAAUUGAAAAAUGAGGAGAGUUUAAGUAUGGAUUAUAUCCGAACUAAAGACAAUGAUCAUUUCAAUGCAAUGACCAGCCUAAGCAGCAAAUUCUUCUUCAUUCUUCUUACACCAGCUAACCACUCUACUGCUGAUAAAAUCCCUUUAACAAAAGUGGGACAACGACUGUACACUGUAAGACACAGAGAGUCUGGAGUUGAAAGAUCUAUUGUUUGUCAAAUUGAUGCAGUGGAAGGAAGUAAGAAGGUAACAAUUCGCUCCCCAGUGCAGAUUAGAAAUCAUUUUUCAAUACCACUUUAUGUUUAUGGAGGGGACACCUUAUUGGGAACGGCUUCACCUGGAAGUGAAUUUAACAUACCAUUAGCAUCUUACCGAUCACUCCUUUCCCUGAAGCCAGAAGAUGAGGACUAUCAAAUGUGUGAAGGAAUUGAUUUUGAAGAAAUUAUAAAAAAUGAUGGCACUUUUCUCAAGAAGCAAUGUAGAUCUAUAAACCCUUCCAAGAAGCCAUUUAUCAUUAAUAUUGUCCCAGAAAAAGAUAAUUUGACAUCUGUGUCAGUGUAUUCAGAAGAUGGUUGGGACUUACCAUAUAUAAUGCAUUUGUGGCCACCUAUUCUACUCCGAAAUCUUCUUCCUUACAAAAUUGCUUAUUAUAUAGAGGGCACUGAACAUAGAGUUUUUACUCUACAUGAAGGCCAUUCAGCCCAGAUUUGUACUGUACAGUUGGAUAAAGCCAGGCUGCAUUUAAAAUUACUUGACUAUCUUAAUCAUGAUUGGAAAAGUGAAUAUCAUAUAAAACCUAAUCAACAAGAUAUUAGUUUCAUCAGUUUUACUUGUGUUACAGAAAUAGAAAAGACUGAUUUAGAUAUUGCUAUCCAUGUGACUUAUAAUACUGGCCAGACAGUUAUGGCAUUUCAUAGUCCUUACUGGAUGGUCAAUAAAACUGGUCGAAUGUUACAGUAUAAAGCAGAUGGAAUUCAUCGAAAGCAUCCACCUAAUUAUAAAAAGCCAGUUCUCUUUUCUUUUCAGCCAAAGCACUUUUUUAAUAACAAUAAGGUUCAGCUUAUGGUAACUGAUAGUGAAUUGUCAGAUCAGUUUUCAAUUGAUACUGUUGGUAGUCACGGAGCUGUUAAAUGUAAGGGCCUGAAAAUGGAAUAUCAAGUUGGUGUCACUAUAGAUCUUAGCAGUUUUAACAUUACCAGAAUUGUCACCUUUACACCCUUUUUUUUGCUUAAAAACAAAAGUAAAUAUCGUAUAUCAGUGGCUGAAGAGGGAAGUGAUAAAUGGCUCUCUCUUGAUUUGGAGCAGUGUAUCCCCUUUUGGCCUGAGGAUGCUUCUAAUAAACUUCUUAUUCAAGUUGAAAGAAGUGAAGGCUCUCCCAAAAAGAUACAUUUUAACAAGCAAGAAAGUUGUAUUUUAUUGCAUCUGGAUAAUGAGCUUGGAGGUAUCAUAGCAGAAGUUAAUUUGGCUGAGCAUUCUACAGUUAUUGCAUUUUCAGAUUAUCGUGAUGGAGCAGCUCCAUUCCUGUUAAUAAAUCACACCAAGAAUGACAUUGUUCAAUAUAAGCAAAGUUCCCUCUGUGAAAUAGAAGAUUCCCUCCCUCCUGGAAAAGCAAUUCUUUAUACGUGGGCUGAUCCAGUGGGCUCUAGAAAGCUGAAGUGGAGAUGUGGAGAAAGCCACGGUGAAGUAACACAAAAGGAUGAUAUGAUGACACCUAUAGAUCUGGGGGAAAAGACCAUUUAUUUAGUUUCAUUCUUUGAAGGCUUACAACGCAUUAUUUUAUUCACUGAAGAUCCAAGGGUAUUUAAAGUGACAUAUGAAAGUGAGAAAGCAGAGUUAGCAGAGCAAGAAAUUGUGUUGGCAUUACAAGAUGUUGGAAUUUCUCUUGUCAACAAUUAUACAAAGCAAGAAGUAGCCUAUAUUGGCAUUACAAGUUCUGAUGUGGUUUGGGAGACAAAACCCAAGAAGAAGGCAAGAUGGAAGCCAAUGAGUGUAAAGCACACUGAGAAGUUAGAGAAAGAAUUUAAGGAAUAUACUGAAUCUUCACCAUCAGAAGAUAAGGUUAUUGAGUUGGACACUAACAUUCCGGUUCGCUUCACACCUAGUGGUACUAACAUGAAAAUUCUGCAGCCACAUGUAAUAGCUAUAAGAAGAAAUUACCUUCCAGCAUUAAAGGUAGAAUAUAGCACAUCUGCACAUCAAUCAUCAUUUAGAAUUCAAAUUUACAGAAUACAGAUCCAAAACCAGAUACAUGGUGCUAUAUUUCCAUUUGUGUUUUACCCCAUUAAACCUCCUAAGUCGGUCACCAUGGAUUCAGCACCAAAGCCCUUUACAGAUGUCAGUAUUGUCAUGAGAUCUGCAGGACAUUCGCAGAUAUCACGUAUUAAGUAUUUCAAAGUGUUGAUCCAAGAAAUGGAUCUCAGGUUAGAUCUUGGGUUUGUCUAUGCUGUAUCAGAACUUAUGACAGCAGCUGAAGUAACUGAAAAAACGGAGGUUGAGCUUUUUCAUAAAGAUACAGAAGCUUUCCAAGAAGAAUAUAAAAUAGUUUCAUUAGGAGAUUCAUCACAAGUCAGUCUCUAUGAAUACUUUCAUAUAUCUCCUAUCAAGUUGCAUUUAAGUGUUUCACUGAGUUCAGGUGGUGAAGAAGCUAAAGAUUCAGAACAACCUGAAGGACUGGUAGCAGUUCAUUCUUUAAAUCUUUUGCUGAAGAGUAUUGGUGCCACUCUUACAGAUGUACAAGAUGUAGUUUUUAAGCUUGCAUUUUUUGAACUCAACUAUCAGUUCCAUACAACAUCUGAACUACAGUCUGAAGUAAUAAGACACUAUUCAAAACAGGCCAUUAAGCAGAUGUACGUACUCAUUCUUGGACUUGAUGUUUUGGGAAAUCCCUUUGGCUUGAUUAGAGAAUUUUCUGAAGGUGUAGAAGCAUUUUUUUAUGAGCCUUACCAGGGAGCCAUCCAGGGUCCUGAAGAGUUUGUGGAAGGAAUGGCACUGGGACUGAAAGCACUAGUUGGUGGAGCUGUUGGUGGAUUAGCUGGUGCUGCCUCCAAAAUCACCAGUGCUAUGGCUAAAGGGGUAGCAGCUAUGACUAUGGAUGAAGACUACCAACAGAAGAGAAGAGAAGCCAUGAACAAGCAACCAGCUGGUCUUAGAGAAGGCAUCACUCGUGGAGGAAAAGGAUUAGUUUCUGGUUUUGUAAGUGGCAUAACAGGAAUUGUUACAAAACCGAUCAAAGGAGCUCAAAAAGAAGGAGCGGCUGGUUUCUUUAAAGGUUUUGGGAAAGGUUUAGUUGGAGCAGUGACAAGGCCAACUGGAGGCAUCAUAGACAUGGCUAGCAGUACAUUUCAGGGAAUAAAAAGAGCUACAGAGACUUCUAAUGAAGUGGAGAGUCUGCGACCCCCUAGGUUCUUUAAUGAAGAUGGAGUUAUCAGACCUUACAGGUUGAGGGAUGGUACUGGAAAUCAAAUGUUACAGGUCAUGGAAAAUGGAAGAUUUGCAAAAUACAAAUAUUUUACCCAUGUCAUGAUCAAUAAAACAGACAUGUUAAUGAUAACCAAAAGUGGUGUGUUGUUUGUAACAAAAGGAACGUUUGGACAGCUUACAUGUGAGUGGCAGUAUAGUUUUGAUGAGUUUACCAAAGAGCCAUUCAUUGUUCACGAGAGAAGGUUGCGCAUCGAAGCAAAGGAGCGGGUGAAGUCUGUAUUCCAUGCCAAAGAGUUUGGAAAAAUAAUUAACUUCAAGACUCCAGAGGAUGCAAGGGUAAAUAUAGUCAAUCUUUUGGUUAAACAGAUAGCAGCUUCUCAUUUCAAAGCCAUUGGAUCCUCAGAAAGCUAGAAGAAGCAAGAGAACCUUCCCCGAGCCUCUGACAGAGACUGCUGCCUGAAGAUACACAGCAAUAAAUCAUUACAAUUUCUACCUUGUACCUUCUAAAACCUGUUUGGGGAGUAUAGUAUAGGAGUAAUUACAAGUACUUUAAAAAAAAAAUCAGAAUCAAGUAAAACAGUUAUGUGAUGAAACUAUUUCAACUCUUUGGGGAUCCAUUUGGCUUUCUAACUUGAAUCAUGCAUCUGGUUACAAUUCUAAUUACUUUAUAAAGGAAAUAUUUCUUUUAUGAAUCUUAAAUAUUUGCUCCAGGUGAUUCUCUGUAAUGGUGGAGAAGUUGCCCAUAUUUAGCCUAAAUUUAAUGGCGCUAAAUGUAAUGUUCCUAGUUCACAUCUUACAGUUCUAUCAUGCUUGCUUCAAGGUCCCUGAAUGAGUGAUGGGUAAAUGAUCAAAUCAAACAUUGCCUUAGUGGUAUCAAGAUAACCUUGGUGGUAGUUUCUUUAGAAACAUGAAGUUCUUUUUACAGAUAAAUAUUUUGGUAUGAUUUUCCUUAUUUUUUUUAAAUAGAGGGUAGGUUUGAAUUACUAUUUGAAGUACAUAGCGUGACUAUGAAAAACAAUCUUUUUUAUUUUAUAUAAUACAGAUUGACUAAUACCCCUUCAAGCCUCAUCCUAAGAAAGUCUUGAAGAAAUGAGUGUGCUACCCAAAAAGGGAAGGCCCCUCUCAGAACUUUCAAGCCUUAGAAAUACUUCCUCAAGCCAACGCCUUGAGAUCUACUUGGUUUACCAAGGUCAUGUUUAAUAGAUUGCUGACCUUAAAGGAAAAUUCCUGAGGCCUUAACAAUACCAACUUCCUAUUCACUGGUAGUAUGAAAUAAACAAAAGUCCCACCAUCUUAAUACGAGUUAUGCUUCAGAACAGACAGCCCCUCUCUAUACGCAUGUCGGGUAAGUGUGUGUACCCUAAAGUCUAACCCAGUAACCUGUCCUGUUGGCAAUAGAUUGAGAAUUUCUGGUUUGCUUUCUCUACAAUUAUUCAAGUGAGAAUUACUCUUAAGUGUAUACUCGUCAGAACAAAAAUCGUGGGCUGCACAUUAGUAAAAAUGUCAGGGGGGGUAUUUUCCUUGAUUUUUGUCCAAGAUCCUUGUACCUUGAUAUUAAUGGACUUUUUCAAGUGAAAGGGGAUGAAUAUAUGAUUGUGAACCAUGAAGAAAAUGAUGCAGUGUCUUAGUUAUUGAAUAAUACAAAGUAUUUGAUGCAUGUUGAACGUACCGCCAAAUUACUAUAAACCGUUUUUAGAAUUGGAGACUAUAUAAGUCAAUGGUUGUGAAAUUCUCCUCAGAUUCCUCGCUUUGUUGUAAAAGCUAAAAUAAACAGCAUGCCAGACUGUAAUUGUAUUUCUUCCUGACGAAAUCUUGCUACUAAAUAUUAUUGAUUUUCCUCUGAUUAAAAAUCUCAUUGUUUAUUAAUAGUUUCCUUCAGAAUUUUUUCUUUGCUGAACAUAAAUUUAGUCACGAGAUGACAAAUUUCAAAUCUCAUCAUAGUGCAUGCUCCCAUGAUGACCUUUGUUCAAAGUAACAUGCACUUUUUCUCUGUUGCUGAGCUCUGCCAAUUUUGCAUACGUUAGAAUUAAACCUAAGAGUAGAGGUAGUCAGAAAGCUUUUAUCAGAUUGUCCUCAUCUGAAAUGUUGUUUUACUGGAGUUCUAGUCAGUGCCAUUAGCCAAGUACCUCAUUACCUACUCCAGUUUCAUGACUUUAUACUCAGAAAAAUACAGACCCAUAACUUUUUGGGUAUCCCAUAGUAAAAGGGAAAAGUCUAAAAGAGUAAGGAUAGAAAUUCUUCUGGUAUCCUCUGGAGGCCAGGCAAAGUGGGUCUUGUAACUACUAUACAUGCAAAGCCAGUGUGCCUAUCCUUCCUGUUCCCUUACCAAUGAGAACCUAGAAACAUCUUUCCUUAUUCUUUCUCUACCCAUCAGUCAUCUACCCACUAACACCUCCUAUCAAUUCCUGUUUCUAGAGUGGAAAGACCCACGAUUUCAAGAGCAGUAGUUUAUCAAUUGUCUUAGAAGAUUUUCUUCAUCUAAACAAAGAACAUAAGUAGAUCACUAGAUGUCAGUCUUUUUAGCAUAACAUUUUACAAUUAUGUGUUUGAUUCUGUAGUCUUUUUCUUGAAUAUUACAGAGUCCAUAAUCUUAUGGUAUUUAAAAAUAAUCUACCCUGAAUUAUAUUUAACUGUGUUUAGUGGCUGUCUGCUUGAAAAUUGCAAACUUGUCUUCGUUUUUUGGUAAUUGCGAUGGAAGAUGUCCUGAGUAUCCUGUCCUUUAUCUCUUUGUAUUGAUAUUAUGUGUUAGCUAUAGCCCUGUACCCUUCAUGUAUCCUGAUAUGUGUUUAUUGUAUGAAGCUGAAGGCAGAGUGUCUAUUCCCUGCCAACUCUCCUCCAGAAAACUAUGAUCCCUAGACAUGGCAACUUUUUUUUUUUUAAGAAUCAAAUUUAUUUAUUUAUUUUUGGCUGUGUUGGGUCUUCAUUGCUGUGUGUGGGCUUUUUCUAGUUACAGCGAGCGGGGGCUACUCUUGGUUGCAGUGUGCAGGCUUCUCAUUGUGGUGGCUUCUCUUGUUGCGGAGCACGGGCUCUAGGCGCAUGGGCUUCAGUAGUUGUGGCACACAGUUUCAGUAGUUGUGGCUCACGGGCUCUGGAGCGCAGGCUCAGUAGUUGUGGUGCAUGGGCUUAGUUGCUCCGCGGCAUGUGGGAUCUUCCCAGACCAGGGAUCGAACCCAUGUCCCCUGCAUUGGCAGGCGGAUUCUUAACCACUGCUCCACCAGGGAAGUCCCUAGACAUGGCAACUUUGAUUUCUGAUACAAUAAGAAGCUUGUGAUUUCUUCACAUUUACAAAAUACUCUCUGAACCAAAGAGCAUGUGCACUUCUGCAGUGGCUUCCCUAUUAAAGUAUGUAUGUUGGCUGCUUCUUCCCUGGUGUUAGCAAGACCUUGGAAUUUUUCCCAGGCUCAGUUUAGUACAGCUGAGUUAUUUUCUGGUUCCUAAAUAAUCAUGACUAGCUGUAGGCAGUCCUUUCCUGUCCCUCUCUCCUCCAGAAUCCUAAUCCAUCCCCAAAUUAUCCUGUGGCCUCCAAAUAAGAAAAUCUUCUUAAACUUAUUUAUCAUUUCCAUAAAAUUAUCUCUCUCAUUUUUUCCAAUGGUAGUAGCAGUAGUAUAAUACUAUCCCAGUGAAUAUAUACGCACCUAGCUCAUCUCUUAGAAAUAGCCUACAAAGUAGUAUCCUAUUCCUGUCUGGUAAAAAAUAAAGACUACUCAGUGCCGAAUUUUAUGAACCUUAUUCAGUCAUUAGUUACCAGUUUUAGUUGGUACUUCAGGCCAAGCCAAAGCCCCAGUAUUAAGAAGGUUGGGACAAGGUACUGGAUUAGUUUGCCUGUAGGAACUGAAAGUGUGCGCCGCAUACACUGAAGGGAGAAGUAGCUGUUUGGAAAUGGGUGUUUUAAUGCCCCAGCCAACACAAGUCAGAGAAAUCUGUUGGGGUUCCAGGGCCAUUGCUUUUACCUUUUCUCAAGAUCAGCUAAAAUCCUCAAGGACAGUGUUUUUCAAACUGUAGUUCUUAACCCAUUAGUGAGCCGUAAAAUCAGUUCAAGAUGAGCAUAUUUUAAAAAUAGAAUAGCAAAGAAAAGAAGAGAGUUCUGCGUGUAACAAGGUUAAAUAUUGUUUCCUGAAAUAUCGUUUCAGUUAAAUAAUCUAUACUGUGUGUACCGGGUCACAAUAUAGAACGUACCCUCUUAUUGGGAAUUGCAAUUUGGGGGGGCGGGGAGAAAACCCUUGGAAGCCAGUGCUGUAGGAGGCGUUCACCAUCCAGUGACUGUUGAAACAAUCUGGGCUGUGCCAAGUUGUGAGCACUGCCUUUUUCUUUUGAGUGAGAAGACAGGAUAGCUCUUGUUUCAGAAAUGUUUUCCUUUCCUGGUGUGUAUCAGAUACCCUUAGAUACCUGUGUCAUAUGUUCCACUAGAUAUCAGUGGUCUAGAAAAAGCAUAGACACGUUAGAUCCACAAACAGCAAGCACCCAAAAAAGGUCAUAGGAUAUCCUUUAACUACAUGUAUUUCAAUCUCUUGCGCACUAAGCACUCUACUGAGAUGGGCACAGAAGUUCUCCUUUUAAGUACAUUGAGUGUGCUCCAUCUGCCUUCUGUCUGAUUCACCAUACAGGUGGCCCAGGCAAAUGGGGAGCUUAUUCACGGGUCACAAUCUUUUAGGGCCAAAAUACUUAUUCUCUGGAGGGUGCUAAAUAAAUGCCAGUGCUGUUUAGCUGAAAAUAAUUGGAUUUCCUAAUUUCUGUAGGAUUCAAGUAGAAAACACGCAUAAUCUGACUCUUUUUGCGAGAUUCAAUACAAAACUUAUUCACUCUGGUUUUCUUUGGUGCUACCCAGUAUCACUGAUAGCUCCUUUGCAUACUCUGAACGAGGACCAUCCACCCUCCUGCCCAAUCCUUUGAAAUAUACUUUUGAAAUUAUACCUUACUGCUAAUGCUAUACCUAAUCAAGCUAGCACUGAUCAGUUAAAAUUUUUAGGAUUCUUAUCAUCUGUAUUUUGGAUCAUUGCCCAAAACAGCUAUCAGUGCAGACCUUUUCUCCUGCUUCUUUUCUUUCUACCACAGUUGGUGUAAAGCAGUACUUGUUUCAGGGCUAUCCUAAAAGGCCAGCACAAGGACUGAGAAUAUGCUGGGUCCUACUCUUUUACAAACCUUCUUCAUGUUUCUUUAAUUGAAACCUUUUUUUACUUUAUUUCCUCUUUUGUAAGGUAAAUUGUUCAAUGUCAUUUUUUUUUUUAAGUUUUGCUUUACAAUUACAGAUUAGUUCUUUUCUAAAAGCAUUAUGGCAUUUCCAAAAAAACUGAUACUUCUGGUUACCCAAUGAGCCAUGUAAGAGAUGAAACUUCAAAUUUUAUAGGUUGAUAUGAGUAUAUUUUUAAAGUUUUUAUUACUUUAUACAAAUCCAAAGUUAUUUGUAUUACAGUUUAGCACCUGCUGUAAUAUCUGUCAGCCUGAAAAUCCCUGUCACUGAAUACCAUUCACAUUCAUUUAGUAUUGCUCUGAUACCUUUAAUAAUGGGUUCCUUCUAAUGAAGUCCUUGUAAUAAGAAACCCUGUAAGAGUAAUAUAAUAAAAAGUCUAAUAAUCAGAAGUGUACUUAAAAUAGAUCGUGUUGGAAACCCCCAACAUUUCUUCUAAUGCCAUCAUACCACCAGCGUUCUAUUGGCUACCCAAAAGUUUCCACUUUGGGAGCUGAAAAAUGUUCAAGUAACAAUGUAGACUACAUUGAAAUGUUCUCAAUGUCAGUAAUUUUGUACCGACACUCACAGACUAUUAGAAAUUGUAUGUGGGACUUGUUGCAAGGUCAGGUUGUUGUAGACCUUUUAAAAUGAUCAUCUCCGUAUGUGAAUAUGUGUAUUACAUAUAAAAUUGAACUCUUCAGGGAAUGUGCACUUUAAAAAUAUUUCCUUACUAAUUUUUGUAUUGACCAAAUAGUCUGCUCCUUUGGAAUGCUUAUUCUUUAGCAAAAAUAUGGUUGUUGAUGAUGACAGUUCUUUAAAUGUCUGUUUCUGCAUCAGUGCAAUAUUUCCUUCACUUUUGGGUUCCUUGUACUUAUGUCUGACCCAGUUGCCUGUUAUACAGUCUCUGCCUUGAUUUUGUGUGUUCUGGUAAAAUAAUUAAUUUAUAAACACAAACGUUUACAGUGAAGUUCUUCCUCUUGAAAUUGAACUUAGUCUUAUUUUCCACUGAAAAUUGGUUGGCUAUGUUCACCAAUGACUUUUUUCUAAAUAAUAAUAAUUUCUUGCUAUUGGUAGAAUUGGAUUGCUUGAUCACUGACUGCCCAGUUUAACUAUGUGUACCUCUUUCAAAUAAAUUGAGUCAAAUAAAGAUUUCUGAUCUUCA
Globicephala melas (long-finned pilot whale) is the source of this 15601-nucleotide messenger RNA. It is a transcript of the gene VPS13A, whose product is annotated as vacuolar protein sorting 13 homolog A. Gene Ontology annotation, cellular component: extrinsic component of membrane. NCBI's taxonomy places the organism in Eukaryota, Metazoa, Chordata, Mammalia, Artiodactyla, Delphinidae. Gene Ontology annotation, biological process: autophagy; protein retention in Golgi apparatus; protein targeting to vacuole. The record is from RefSeq and is a predicted model, not a curated record.